Messenger RNA from Balaenoptera ricei (Rice's whale), 2161 nucleotides. Its product is annotated as zinc finger protein 883-like. Lineage: Eukaryota; Metazoa; Chordata; Mammalia; Artiodactyla; Balaenopteridae. The record is from RefSeq and is a predicted model, not a curated record. Gene Ontology annotation, biological process: regulation of DNA-templated transcription.
GAGCUAGUCGAAAGGUCGGAGUGUGCGGUGAUGGGACCGAGGUGACGGGCUAAGAAGACGCAGGAGGAGGCUUUGUACACACUGCAAAGGGACGGCCUGACUGUUGGGGACACCGCCGCCUGCGGGGUGCAUCGGUACAAAGUCCGACCGGAUCCCUCGACUGUCGCCACUCCUCUCCGCCCAGGAGCUCCGAUGGCGGCGGCUGCGUUGAGAGACCCGGCUCAGGGCAGUGUGACCUUUGAGGAUGUGGCCGUGUACUUCUCCUGCGAGGAAUGGUGUCUUCUUGAUGAGGUUCAGAUACACCUGUACCUUGAUGUCAUGCUGGAGAACUUUGCCCUUGUCUGCAUGCUGGGUUCUUGGCGUGGAGUCGAUGAAGAGACACCUUCUGAAGAGAACAUAUGUGUGGAGGGAGUAUCACAGAUUAGGACCCCCAGGGCAGGUUCAUCUCCUGAGAAGGCCCAGCCCUGUAAGAUGUGCGUCCCAGUCUUGAGAGACAUUUUGCACUUGGCUGAAGAGCAGGGAACAAAUAGGGGCCAGAAAGCAUACACAUGUGGGGCAUGUGGGAAACAGUUCUAUUUCACUGCAAACCUUCAACAGCACCGGAAGCAGCACAUUAGAGAGAAACCCUUCCGAUGUGAUGUGGGGAGACUUGCAUUUUUGAAGAGCUUCACAGUCUACGCUUCAGGGAAUCUCUCUGUGUACAGUGAAAUUGGGAAGAAAUUAGCAGCCAACAUGGGACUUCAGCAACAGGCCAGUAAUAUCAGGAAGGAACGAAACAACAGUCACGAGUGUGAAGCUGUUUUUCACAGUGGAACAAUUAAUCGGAGCUGGGGAGAAGGCAAGAAAGCCUCCAGCCACACAGAUAUGUGUGAGAGAGUUGUCACUAGUGAAGGGUUUUGUGAGUGCAGCAAAUGUGGGAAAGCCUGCACCCAAAGUUGUAAUCUUAUGCAGCACCAGAGAGUUCACACUGGAGGAAAGCCUUAUGAGUGCAGCGAAUGCGGAAAAUCCUUUAGCCAAAGCCACCACCUCAGUGUGCAUAGGAAGAUCCACACUGGAGAAAAGCCUUAUGCAUGCAAGAAAUGUGCUAAAUCUUUUCUCCAGAGAUCCAGCUUCAUUCAACAUCAGAGAGUUCACACUGGAGAAAAGCAUUAUGAAUGCAGUGAAUGUGGAAAAUCUUUUAGCAAAAAGUCCAAUUUCCUUCAACAUAAGAGAGUUCAUACUGGAGAAAGGCCUUAUGAGUGCAGUGAAUGUGGGAAAUCCUUUAUCCAUAGAUGUCAACUUUUUAUACACCAGAGAGUUCACACAGGAGAAAGGCCUUAUGAGUGCAGUGAAUGUGGGAAAUCCUUUAUUCAUAGAUGUCAACUUCUUAUACACCAGAGAGUUCACACAGGAGAAAGGCCUUAUGAGUGCAGUGAAUGUGGGAAAUCUUUUACAGUUAGGUCUGUCCUGCAAAAUCAUCAGAGAAUUCAUACUGGAGAAAGGCCUUAUGAGUGCAGCCAAUGUGAGAAAUCCUUUAUCCAUAGAUGUCAACUUCUUAUACACCAGAGAGUUCACACAGGAGAAAGGCCUUAUGAGUGCAGUGAAUGUGGGAAAUCUUUUACAGCUAGGUCUGCCCUCCAAAAUCAUCAGAGAAUUCAUACUGGAGAGAGGCCUUAUGAGUGCAGCCAGUGUGGGAAGUCCUUUAUCCAUAGAUGUCAACUUCUUAUACACCAGAGAGUUCACACAGGAGAAAGACCGUAUGAGUGCAGCCAAUGUGGGAAAUCUUUUACAGCUAGGUCUGGCCUCCAAAAUCAUCAGAGAAUUCAUACUGGAGAAAGACCUUAUGAGUGCAGCCAAUGUGGGAAAUCCUUUAUCCAUAGAUGUCAACUUCUUAUACACCAGAGAGUUCACACAGGAGAAAGGCCUUAUGAAUGCAAUGAAUGCGGGAAAUCUUUUACAGCUAGGUCUGCCCUCCAAAAUCAUCAGAGAGUUCACACAGGAGAAAGGCCUUAUGAGUGCAAUGAAUGUGGAAAAUCCUUUAUUCAUAGAUGUCACCUUCUUAUACACCAGAGUUCACACAGGAGAAAGGCCUUAUGAGUGCAGUGAAUGUGGGAAAUCCUUUAUUCAUAGAUGUCAACUUCUUAUACACCAGAGAGUUCACACAGGAGAAAGGCCUUAUGAG